Messenger RNA from Cydia strobilella, 1047 nucleotides. RefSeq names its product protein snakeskin (gene Ssk). Gene Ontology annotation, biological process: septate junction assembly. The transcript has 4 exons. Bases 174 to 647 code for a protein of 157 amino acids. Lineage: Eukaryota; Metazoa; Arthropoda; Insecta; Lepidoptera; Tortricidae. Gene Ontology annotation, cellular component: plasma membrane. The record is from RefSeq and is a predicted model, not a curated record.
UAGCCUACAGGUUGCCCCAGUAAUUCGCUGAAAGAGAUAAGAUUACUUAGCGAACUAAAUGAUAAAACUGUGGGUAGUGAUAAGCAAAAACAAACCAGUGAAGAGCCGAACGUAAACGACACACGAAGUGAAACUUGUUUUUUUUUCCAUCAAAGUGACAAAAAAGUGCAAAAAUGGUUUCGGUGCAGACGAUAGCGACGAUCACAGUGAAAGUGUUCAAAAUUGUCUUAAAUGUCAUCAUCCUGGUCCUGUACCGCACGGGCUACAACGGCGAGUUCCUCGGCGUCGGCGGAACAUGGAACCUCAAUGAGGAGAAGAACCCUGAUGCCGAAAUCGUCGCGUCCGGCGUCAUCGUCGGCUACCUCAUCUACACGCUGGUGCAGUGCAUCACGUUUCUGUUCGGCACCACUGAGCACAAGAGGGCCCUCUCCGAGAUUGUGAUGAACUUCGUGGGAGUGUUCCUGUGGAUCGCCGUUGGAGCCGUGGCACUGCACUACUGGGGCGGGUACCAGGGCGAGCACCAGUACCAGUUCGUCUUCGCUGAGAAACAGGUGGGCCUAGCAGUUGGUGCUCUCUGCGUAAUCCAAGGAGCCGUGUACCUUCUAGAUACGGCGCUUUCCGUCAUACACUACACGAAGGAGAUGUAAACAAUAGCUUUAACUAUAUCUUAUCUAAAUAUAAAAAUAUAGUUUAAGUGCUCAGCUGUCGAAAACAUUUGUAACCCCCGUCGCAAAAAAGAGGGGGUGUUAUUAUCGGUAUUUUCUUGAUUUUAAUUUAAUGAAAGCUGCGUCUCUUUUUUAAUUUCAUUGCCAAUAUGUUAUAAGCUCUCCAAACUUUUUAUAUUUUCCCACCUAUUAGUGUGCAUUUUUUGUUAAGUAAAUUAUAUCGACGGUGUCAUUUCUUGGUGAAAAUCGAGCGGAUUUUAAUAUUACCAUCAAAUUUAAGAUAUUUAUAAUUAUACUGUAUUAGAUACCACCAAUAUUUUGUGUGUAUUUCUAGGUAAGUUAUAUUUAGCAGCUAUUUUGAAAUAAAUGUAAUUUAAAACAA